This is a messenger RNA of Neomonachus schauinslandi (Hawaiian monk seal), 2697 nucleotides long. Its product is annotated as interferon-induced protein with tetratricopeptide repeats 3-like. Gene Ontology annotation, biological process: defense response to virus. Bases 80 to 1579 code for a protein of 499 amino acids. Gene Ontology annotation, cellular component: cytosol. The record is from RefSeq and is a predicted model, not a curated record. Lineage: Eukaryota; Metazoa; Chordata; Mammalia; Carnivora; Phocidae. Gene Ontology annotation, molecular function: protein binding. The transcript is spliced from 3 exons.
AUUUCAGAAGAACGAAUCAGCUGGGAGCCCCGCUUUUCAGAAUGGAAGAUGAGCAGAUGGCAGACAUGAGAAAAAAAAUAUGUAUUUAAAGAGGACCACAGAUACUUCACCUACCCCACGUGAGGUCAACAAGGAUUCUCUGGAGAAAACCCUUCCACAGCUGAAAUGCCAUUUCACCUGGAACUUACUUAAGAAAGACAGUGUCUCAGGUGAUCUAGAAGAUACAGUGUGUCACCAGAUUGAAUUCUUAAACACGGAGUCCAAAGCUACAAUGUACAAUUUCUUGGCCUACGUAAACCACCUGAAUGGCCACAGCGAGGCAGCGCUGGAGCACCUGCGCCAGGCGGAGGAGCUGAUCCAGCGGGAGCACCCGGAUCAAGCGGAAACCCGAAGUCUGGUCACCUGGGGUAACUACGCCUGGGUCUACUAUCACCUGGGCAGACAUGCAGACGCUCAGAUGUACGUCGACAAGGUGAGACAAACCUGCGAGAAGUUUUCAAACCCAUACAGUAUCGAGUGUCCCGAGCUUGACUGCGAAGAAGGGUGGACACGGCUGAAGUGUGGGGCAAAGCACAAUGAAAGGGCCAAGGUGUGUUUUGAGAAAGCUCUGGAGGAGAAGCCCAACAACCCAGAAUUCUCUUCUGGGCUGGCCAUUGCGACAUACUGUCUGGAUAAUAAACCACAGAAGCCACUCUCCAUGGAUGCUCUGAAGCAGGCCCUUGAGCUGAAUCCCGACAAUCAAUACGUCAAAGUGCUCUUGGCCCUGAAAUUGCAGACGAUGAAUGAAGAAGCUGACGGGGAGCAGUUGGUUCUGGAAGCCCUGGAGAACACGCCUUGCCAACCAGAUGUCCUUCACAAUGCAGCCACAUUUUAUCAAAAAAAAGGUGAUCUAGACAAAGCUAUUGAACUGUUUCUAAGGGCAUCGAAAUCCAUUCCAAACAAUGGUUACCUCUAUCACCAGAUUGCGUGCUGCUAUAGGGCCAAAAUCAAACAAAUUCAGGAUACGGCAGAAUCUGAAGCUAGCAGGAAUGGAGAGAAGAUUGGAGAACUAAAGCAGUGUGCUGUUGACUAUGUGAUUAAAGCUAUGGAGAAGGGAGUAGAUCCGCUGUAUGCAUAUUCUGAUGAGCUCCUGGAAACAGAAGACUAUUAUCAGAUAGCUUGCAGUAAGGAGCUCCCCGGCACUCAGAGGCAACAACCCCACCAGCACUAUCACGACUUUCAGGGGCGUCACGGGAAGUCUAAAGACACUGCUACCCAAUGUAAUUUGGAGGGUUUGCCCACAAGCACAAAAGCAACGGAGGAAGGAAAGACGGAAUACCCACCACAGAACACCGCUGGAAAUCAGCUUCCACAAAAUGCACCAAAUUCUUGGUAUCUCCAAGGAUUAAUCCACAAGCUGAAUGGAGAGCUGCUGCAGGCAGCCGAAUGUUACGAGAAGGAGCUGGGCUACCUCCUAAGGAACAGCCCCACAGGCAUAGGCAGCCUUCUCCUGCCACUGGCUGAGCUUGAAGAAGGCAGUGAGGCAGUGGGCCGGGGCCCGCACAACCCCACUCCCAGAGUUCCCGGAACCCUGAGCUGAAACACAGAGGAGGGAUGGGAGCACAGUCAGGAAACCCGCGACACCCCGGGACUGCUUUAAGGUACAUUUUUGUAGAGUUGCUUCCUCGUAUCUGUCUCCCCUUUCCAUCCCAGCUGCGCACACCCCUCUAGCCUGUGGGCCUUACAACAAAAUUACCCGUGGACACAGGGCUUCGGGCCUGCGUGACGCUGACUCAUUCUUAGUUUGCCCUCCAUUCAUCAGAUCUCCCCCAUCUCUGUCCUUACUGAGGCUCUUAGCUGGCCACCGCCUGCCAACAGCUCACCCAGACUCUGCCCCUUUGCUAUCUAGCCUUCUGGAGCCCCUGAAAGACCACCUUUGAACUAACCCUGGAAUAUUCCUUAUGUCUUCCUCUUGGCUUCAGCCAUGUGUUUAUAUACAUUCUCGAUUGCGACACUCCAGUAAAUAUGUGUUCUGGAUAGUGAUGCUACAAUAAAUUUUAAAAUUGCGACUCAGGAUUGAAGAAAGUGUGUGGUUUGCAUGUGUGACUAAGGGUAAUACUCAUUCCCCAAGUUUCUCUCCAGGACACUGUCUAGGAACAGUGGGUAAUGAUACAGCCGUACCGUACUAUUCUCGAUGUGCCCAUGGUAGCUCCAAGGUGGAACCGGCCUGCCCUUGACUUCUGUUCCAGGCCAGGGCCUCGGCUGAGCCCAGGGCCCAGUCAGCAGCUGCUGCUACUGAGCAGAGUGGCUGUGCACCCAGAAAUACCUGGGCAGUGGCCUCCCUGACCGUGUGUAGGGGACACCAGUACAAGGCUGGCUGGAAACAAAGGUCUUCACCCUCCUGAGCGAAUGAAAAUAUUCAAGUAUUCAUCUCCCCGCUGGGGAAACCCACAGUGCCAUCCACCAUGCAGCAAUUAUCCACCUCUCCUCGCCCCACUCCAAGGCCUGCAUUCGUAUGCUCUCCUAGUGGUAUCAUCUGAUUGUCUGUGUACAGAGGAAGACUGUUAUAUGCCAGUUCCCAGACAAGACAGAGGGCCUGGCAUUCCCAACGCCUUUGUGAGUAGAGGGUCAGAAACUUGACUCUUUCCUCAUGCAGAAGGGGAGUUCUGGGAAGGUGCUUCAUAAGCAACAUUGGCUAUAAAAGCAGCAGACUGGGCG